This is a messenger RNA of Gloeophyllum trabeum ATCC 11539, 219 nucleotides long. RefSeq lists its product as uncharacterized. The record is from RefSeq and is a predicted model, not a curated record. The transcript has 3 exons. Lineage: Eukaryota; Fungi; Basidiomycota; Agaricomycetes; Gloeophyllales; Gloeophyllaceae. Gene Ontology annotation, biological process: mitotic spindle assembly; gamma-tubulin complex localization; microtubule nucleation by interphase microtubule organizing center. The coding region runs from base 1 to 219 and encodes 72 amino acids. Gene Ontology annotation, cellular component: interphase microtubule organizing center; spindle; gamma-tubulin ring complex.
AUGUCAGCCAGGGAGACAGCCCGGCAUGGAUCUGCAGAGGAGACGUUGGACAUCCUGCAUGAGAUCUCGCAGCUCUUGAACACGCAGCUAGACAAGGCAACCCUGGCUACAUGCGUGAACAUGAUUGAGAAUGGCGUUAAUCCAGAGGCGUUGGCUGCUGUAAUACAAGAACUCAGAAGGGAGAGCGCCUCCAUCACCUCACCCGCCAACGGGAGAUGA